Mya arenaria is the source of this 702-nucleotide messenger RNA. RefSeq lists its product as uncharacterized. Bases 1 to 702 code for a protein of 233 amino acids. The record is from RefSeq and is a predicted model, not a curated record. NCBI's taxonomy places the organism in Eukaryota, Metazoa, Mollusca, Bivalvia, Myida, Myidae. The transcript has a single exon.
AUGAGAGAAGAAUGCCGCUACGUAUACUUGGACAUUGGAUCUAACAAAGGCGUACAGAUACGAAAACUAUUUGAACCAGCGUUAUACCCAGGAGCUAAGAUCAUCCCGUAUUUCAACGAACUGUUUGGAAAUGUUCAAGACAGGCGAAAAUACACUUGUGCAUUUGGAUUUGAGGCAAAUCCACGACAUUUUACAAGGUUGAAGUACAUCGAGAAUGCGUACAGACGAAAAGGGUUUCGAGUCACCUUUUACAAUAAUGCAGUUUGGAAUGAACAAAACCAAAACGUGACAAUUUACUCGGAGACUAAUUUUGACUUAGACUGGGGCGCAGGAGUCCUUGACGUCGCUAUCAAAGACAAAGAAGCCAUGGCUAGGUACGAAGUACCAACAGUUGAUAUUGUGCAAUUCAUCAACGAGAAAAUUAAACCACUUAAGCCCAAAUUAAUUUUUGUUAAGAUGGACAUAGAGGGAUCAGAGUACACAGUGUUACCUCACAUGAUCGAAAACAAAGUUUUGUGCAAAAACAUCGUAACCUGGAUUGUUGUUGAAAUGCAUGAAUGGGCAAAGGAGCAGAUGAAAUCCGAUCUGAACUUGGAGACAUUGAGACAGCGGAUGAUGACACAGAAAUGUGCGCCCACAGAUAUUGUGCCCCUUGAUGACGAAACAUACCUCAAUGACGUGAAAGUCGACCCUGCCGCUUAA